GUAGCGGCGGCGGCGGCUGCGGCCUGAGAGCGCGGCCGCUUUGAGGGCGCGGAAGCCGUGCUGAGCGGGGACUAGGGCAGGCAAGAGGGUGGGAAAACCGGCAGGAGCGAAGGGCGGCGCCGGUGGAGGGCGGCGCGUGGCUGACUCAUCCCUUUGGAAGCGCCGACCGAGAGACACAAACCCUCCCCGAGCCCGCCCGCCCGCGCCGCUCCUCCUCAACCCGGAGGCGCCCUCCCGCGCCUCUCGCCGGUCCUCUCCGGGAGCUCUCCCGGCCCGGCCGCCUCAAAGUUUUUGUCGUCGGAGAGACCGGAGCCGCCGCGGGCCUUUCGGAAGGGAACAGGGACGCAAAACGAGGCGAGAGCGGUCUGGGCCCGCGGAGUGCAUGGUGCCCGGCGCCUCGGCUGCCCGUCAGGAGGACAGCGGGGUGGGGUCGGCUGAGCCCUGCUCGUUCUAGCCUCGGCCUCCCCAGAGAUCGCCCUCCCAGACUGCCGCGGGGGUCCCCGCGCCCCAGCCCGCCAUGUCCCGGCUUCUGCCGCUGCUGAGGAGCCGGACCGCGCGCAGCCUGAGGCCGGGCCCGGCCGCCGCCGCCGCCGCCGCCCCCCGCGCGCCGUCCUGGUGCUGCUGCGGGCGGGGGCUGCUGGAGCUCGCGUUCCCUGGCGCCCCCCCCGGCGGCCCCCGGGGGCUGGGCACGCACCCCAAGAAGGAGCCCAUGGAGGCGCUGAACACAGCGCAGGGCGCGCGCGACUUCAUCUACAGCCUGCACUCCACCGAGAGGAGCUGCCUGCUCAAGGAGCUGCACCGCUUCGAGUCCAUUGCCAUCGCCCAGGCAUGCAGAUAUCCCAAACCUGAGAUUGCCAUUGUGACGCGAGGGAAGGAGGCGUCCUCAGCAGAGACCCCUGAUAGUUUUGAAAAAUUGGAAGCUCCACCACCCACCCCAGGACAGCUGAGAUAUGUAUUCAUCCACAAUGCGAUACCUUUCAUAGGGUUUGGCUUUUUGGAUAAUGCAAUUAUGAUUGUUGCAGGAACCCAUAUUGAGCUGUCUAUCGGAAUUAUUUUGGGAAUUUCAACUAUGGCAGCUGCUGCUUUGGGAAAUCUUGUGUCAGAUUUAGCUGGACUUGGACUUGCAGGCUACGUUGAAGCUUUGGCUUCCAGGUUAGGCCUGUCAAUUCCUGAUCUCACGCCAAAGCAAGUCGACAUGUGGCAAACACGUGUUAGUACACAUUUGGGCAAAGCUGUUGGGGUGACGAUUGGCUGCAUUCUAGGAAUGUUUCCUUUGUUUUUCUUGGGAGUAGGUGAAGAAGAUGAAAAACUGGAAAAGGAAAAUUAACCCUCUUAGAGUACCUAUAAAAAGAUGUAAACUAAUGUACCUCAAUUAUUAAAUAUUCUGUCACAACAUUUAGGAAUUAAGACAGUAACAGUGUAUAGAUAUGGGAUCAAAUAAUUCAGCAUGUAUUAUGGAAAACACUAACUUAUUGUGGCUUGGUUUUCAUAGGACAUCUUUUUUAAAAAACUAUUCAGUAUCAUUUCAUGUAAAUUGUUGAAAUGCUUUUUCAUCAGCGGCAGUCAACAUUUUACCUUUUCCUUGUCUUUCUUUAUAUAUCAAAAUAUCAUUUAAGUAUCAGUCAUUGGUGUAAUGUACUGACUUGGCAUUUGCUUAUUUGUUACUUAACAUGUGUACAUGCAUGAAACCAUUUUUGGUUGUUCCCUGUAGUUACAAGUCAACCUGAUGAUUUUUCCAAAUUACUUAAGAUGUUUAAUAUCAGUUGAAGAUUUUUUUUACUCUCUUUUUGGCAACCUCAGUUUUAUACUAUUUCACAGUAAACAUUCACAAUUAUAUAAUUUCCAUCAUUUUUUAACUCCUACAUCUAUUCAAAAUGGAUGCAAACUUUAAAUAUUUUACGUUUUUAUUACUCAUUGUAAUUUUCUGAUCCUACUGUCUCAAGAACCAGAAGUUAGUCAGAAUGAACAAUUAUGUGGUAUCCCUACUACAUAAAACUAUAUAUGUUAAGUGUAUUAUUUCUAAUUGAUUUUUUUUUACUUUUAAUUUCUCAAUUUUAAAUAAUUACAUGAUGGUUUCUGACUCCUGAGAGGAAAAAAAUGAUUAUUUUAGGGUAUUUUUAAUGGGGAUUGUGGAAUUAGGGUGAGCUAAGGGGUUUGACAUGACACUUAGAAAUUAAGAGGCUCAAAAACAUUUCUUCUUAGAGAAAUAGAAAACGGGAACUGUCAAGAAGGUUUAUGGUAUAAGUGGUCAAGUUGAAAUGAUGUUUGUAAGGGUUAAUGAGAUUCAAAUUAUAUUGUUUGAGAAAGAUAUUUUCCCCAAAAGUUUCUUUUCCUCUAAUUGAAUGAGUACUUGAUACUCAUAAUCCUAAUGUUGUUGUAUCUUGUUUAGUGAAUUUUAUUUCUGGACAGCUUCUUUUGAGGUGAAAACUAAAUAUUUAUAUUUUGCUUUUUGCUAUAUAUAGUCUAGUCAAAAGUUACAUGAGUUGAAAUUUUUUCUCCAUUUUUUGGUUAUUUUUCUUCUUUUGUGGUGUUUAAAUCAUACUCUAGGUUGCAGUUACUCAUUUGUAGUCUUGUAUAUCUGACUUAAAUAUAACCAUGUAUAAAUCAUAAAUUUUAAUUUUGUGAACCCUUAGAGUUUGUUAGCAUGUGGCCUGUUACGCGUGCUAGAAAAUUACUCUUACUCUUGAGAGUAAUUAAACACAUCAUGGAGGAGAAAAACUGAAAUUAAAAUUAUUAUUUGGGCCACUGAAAUUAUUUAUGUUGGUAAAUAGAUGCAAAAGAAGGGAAAUUUAUAAGAUGGCCAUAUUGACAGCUAUCUUACUUUAAAGUUUUAUUUGCAUAUAUUUACUUUGAGCCCUUGUUUUCAGAGGAGCGGUUUUUUUCCCCACAAGGCAAUUUGUCAUAAAUUCUCUUCUGUGCACUUUAAAAUAAUUUAGUGCUAUCCUUUAAUCAUAGAUAAUUUUGAGGGAAAACAUAAAUUACACAAUAUAAAAAUAAAUAUGUACCAUUCUUAUUAUGUGCAAGUAAUGUGACAGUCUCAUUUGAUCAAAUUAGAAUUAUAGAACUCGAUAUCUUAAACGGAAGUGUGGUUUGUAUCUUCCACAUAAUACCAUACACACACCAAUUUUUUAAUUAUUAUUAUUUCAGAUGAGAGGAUUAGAGUGCUUAUUAAAAAAAAUUUUUUUUGGUAAAUGUUUACGUGCUUUUGUCCCUAACUUGUAUAUUGCCGGUCUUUUCUGUUUUCUAAAAAAGCAUUUUAUUGUGGUGCUUAAACUUUCUUCUUAUUAAUUAAAUCGCAUAUCCAGAAACCUUGCCUAUGAGUUUAGAAAGGGCUUUUGAUUAUUGGCUGCUUUUUUUUUUGCUGUUGAAAAUAACCCAGUCCUACAGAAUCUUUUAGUUUAGCUGACGUCUACAGAAUUAUUAAGGGUGUUAAAACAUGACACAUAACAUUAAUAUUGAAAGAUAUUUUAUGGAUACAAUAAAAAUUUGCAUCAUUCAGGUUAGUACUUUUCAAAAACUGGAGCCCUUUUGUCCUUAAUCUAAGGCACACAUUUUUUCAAGAUCUUAUUCUCUACAUUAGUAUAAUGCUUUGCACAAAGUGAUUUCUGAAAAAACAGUUCCUUUUAAAAUAAUUACUUCAUAUAAUCAUUCAUUGUUUUAUGUAACUUGUCACAAGAACCUUAUUUCAGAUUGAAACUGGAAUUCUUAUUUCUUGUAUCAGCUACUUCUUUAUUAUGAGCACUAUAACUGGUUAAAUGCAACAUGAGCUUUUUUAGUACCGUUUGUUUGAAAUUCAUGUUGUCCAUGUAUUAUGAUUUAUUGACUUGUUGAUGCAUGUAAAUUGGGUGCAUUUUGUUGCCACUGUAUGUUAAAUGGUGACCAAUGUUUUUACAAAAGAAUUGAACAACAACAAAAAAAAUCUUUUAAGAAAUUUGGAA
Hipposideros armiger (great roundleaf bat) is the source of this 3938-nucleotide messenger RNA. It is a transcript of the gene TMEM65, whose product is annotated as transmembrane protein 65. The transcript is spliced from 8 exons. Gene Ontology annotation, biological process: cardiac ventricle development; regulation of cardiac conduction. The record is from RefSeq and is a predicted model, not a curated record. NCBI's taxonomy places the organism in Eukaryota, Metazoa, Chordata, Mammalia, Chiroptera, Hipposideridae. The coding region runs from base 518 to 1327 and encodes 269 amino acids. Gene Ontology annotation, cellular component: mitochondrion.